Messenger RNA from Chiloscyllium plagiosum (whitespotted bambooshark), 1424 nucleotides. The record is from RefSeq and is a predicted model, not a curated record. NCBI's taxonomy places the organism in Eukaryota, Metazoa, Chordata, Chondrichthyes, Orectolobiformes, Hemiscylliidae.
CUCGCCGUCUUUCUGCGGGAGGCUUUCCGGAUAAAUAGCCCAAGGAGUCUUAACCCGUGUCCCACAACUGUCCUUCAGAUCACGUCGCGGCUGGCUGAAGUCUUUAACCAGCGGUGUGAGGUAAACCGACGAGCAGCCACUAGCGGCUGCGUCAUAAACACGUGCGGCUGGGUGAAGGGCUCGGGUUACCAGGCCUUGGUACACGCAGCCUCGGCCUUCGAAGUGGACGCUGCCAUCGUCCUGGACCAGGAGCGCCUCUACAACGAGCUGAAGCGAGACCUGCCUCACUUUGUGAAGACGGCGCUGCUGCCCAAGUCUGGCGGGGCGGUCGAACGUUCCAAGGACUUCCGCCGGGAGAGCCGCGACGAGAAGAUCCGCGAGUACUUCUACGGCUUCCGCGGCAGCUUCUACCCCCACGCCUUUGACGUGCGCUUCUCCGACGUGCGCAUCUUUAAGGUGGGCGCCCCCACCAUCCCCGACUCCUGCCUGCCCCUGGGCAUGUCGCAGGAGGACAACCAGCUGAAGCUGGUGCCCGUGCAGCCCGGCCGGGACCUGGUGCACCACCUGCUGAGCGUCAGCACGGCCGACUCCCCCGAGGAGAACCUGAUCGAGACCAGCGUGGCCGGCUUCAUCGUGGUCACCAGCGUGGACGUCGAGAGGCAGCUCUUCACCGUGCUCUCUCCGGCUCCACGCCCUCUGCCCAAGAGCAUCCUGCUCAUCAUGGACAUCCGCUUCAUGGACCUCAAGUAGGGAGGAGGAGGGGGGAGGCAGGACCAUUCUGAAACUCCACUCCCGCCCACCGACCCCGCCCUCAUCCACUCCCCGUCUCCCCCCGCCCUCAUCCACUCCCCGUCUACCCCGCCCUCAUCGACACACUCCUGUGGAGACAGAACCUGCAGCCGCUCUGACAGGAUAAACCUCAGUGAAAUGUUAAUGCUGGACGUGCAUCGACUAGCAAACACAUGUGCUUCCUGCCUUGUCUGACUUUCCCCUGUCCCUCACAUGGAGAUAUCUGUACACUGACUGGUGUGUCUCUCCCUCUCCCUCUCCCUGGCCCCCUCUCUAUAUCUGUCCGCCUCUGUCCCAUAGGACAUUCACACACACAGGGUGAUAUUUGUACAUUGACUGGUGUCUCUGAGUUAACCUCCCCCGUCACCCCACACACACUCUCUGGAAGAUGUCACUCCAGUCUGACACCCAGUAGGACAUGCUCACUGUGUUUUGGACAGGUUGGCUAUCACGGUAUGUUGGUUACUGGAAUAAGUCAGACAUGUAGAUCACACUCUAUACAAAACCACGAGGAAGCAAUGGACUCCGAAGUCACUUCACCUGCGUUGUUAUGUUUUUAAAAGAAAAGACAACUUCAGUGUAUUUUAUACUGAGUUGUUUUUGUCAGCAAUAAAUUGUUUCCUGUUUGAAACUAA